This is a messenger RNA of Engraulis encrasicolus (European anchovy), 1806 nucleotides long. It is a transcript of the gene lsm14b, whose product is annotated as LSM family member 14B. The record is from RefSeq and is a predicted model, not a curated record. Bases 121 to 1275 code for a protein of 384 amino acids. NCBI's taxonomy places the organism in Eukaryota, Metazoa, Chordata, Actinopteri, Clupeiformes, Engraulidae. Gene Ontology annotation, molecular function: mRNA binding. The transcript has 9 exons.
CGUGGUCCUGCCUGAAUGAACGCCAAAUUUUGAUGAGCUUUAGCUAGGCUACUUGAAAUUCUAAAGGCAGACAGUUUCUCUAACGUCAAAGUUUUGUAAGCAGACAAACGGUGGCUAACCAUGAGUACUGGCACUCCUUAUCUCGGUAGUAAAAUUAGCCUCAUAUCAAAGGCUUUGAUACGUUAUGAGGGCACGCUGUACACGAUUGAUACUGACAACUCAACUGUGGCAUUGGCGAAAGUGAAGUCCUUUGGGACAGAGGGAAGGCCCACAGACAAGCCUGCACCACCAAGAGAUGAAGUCUUUGAUUACAUCAUUUUCAGAGGCAGUGAUAUCAAGGACCUUACAGUCUGUGAGCCUCCAAAACUGCAUCACAAUUUACCCCAAGACCCUGCAAUAGUUCAGUCGUCCAUUGGCAGCUCUGCAGGUGGUCCAUCUUCCCAUGCGCCGUAUUCGCCAUACAGAGGUAUGAUGCCAUCCUACAGCCAGCUCGCCGCCAGCUCCCUGCUGAACCAGCACUAUGCAGCAGCGAUGGGUCUAGGAGCAGGCAUGCAUGGCUUUCCAGCCCGAAGAGGCCCAAUGGUUGAGCAGGCUGUCCAGACGGUGACGGUACAGAAAGCUCAGGCUCAGAAAAAGGGUGCGUAUGGAGGAGUAGUGCAGCCACAGAGGCGAAAUGGAGGUAGACCUGGAAGGAGUGGAAACCUGCAAUCCCAGAGGUCCUCGGGGCAAGGCAAUGUUCCCACUGCACAACCAAACUCGCCAAGGCAAGGAGAUGAGAACAGACCACCACAGAGAAGACGCCAAGGUCCGCGACGAUCCAGGAAUCGUGGUAGAGGCAAGAUGAACGCCUCUAGCACAAAACCCACAAUACUCCAGUUUGAGUCUGACUUUGACUUUGAGACUGCCCAUGCACAGUUCAACAAAGAUGUUGAAAGGGAGAUUCAAGAGCAGCUGAAUGUCAAAGAAGUGAAGAAUGAUGAUGAGGAGAAAUCAGAAGAAAAGGAGGAAGAGACUGAGGAGAAAACCACUGAGGGAACCACACCGGAAGGCCCGUUGGGGCCCAGCUGCUACUACAACAAGGCCAAAUGCUUUUUCGAUAACAUCUCCUCAGAAAUGAAGGCAAGGCGCACCACAUGGGCAGAGGAGAGGAAGCGGAACGUGGAGACUUUUGGAGUUCCAGGUCGUUUCUUCAGGGGGCGGGGGAUGCGUGGGGGUUAUCGUGGGCAAAGGGGAAGAGGAGGUCUACCGCGACUAGUAGGCAGUGGCAGAAUUUGAGAUGGUGCCUCUUGAAACUUAAGUAUUUUCCUGUAUUUUGUACUAUAAAUAUUUUGCUUUUGUACUUUUUUCGUUUUCCUUUGAAAUGUGUAAAUGUGCUUUGGCCAAACAAUACAUAAACAAAAUGUGCAAGAGGUUGAUGUAUAACCUGAAUGCUGAUAUUUUUUUCUUGGAUACUUUUUGUAUUGAUUUUUUGUUUUUUGAUUAUUGAUAAAUGUCCUAUCUAGCACAGUAAUUUGACCUGUAUAAUCACCUCAUCGUUUCAAUUUGUGAGAUCUGCCAAUUACACGGUGUGUAUCUCCUGAAUUUAUAUGUAUUGUUCAGAGCCAAGCCCAAAUUGUUUAUGGCACUUAUGUACAGCCACAUGUAAAUUAAUUGUAUCUAUGAAACUGCGAUACCCCACUCUGAUUUAUGUACCUUUUUCGUUUAACUUUUUUUUUUUAAAUCCAUUUUUGAAGGAAGUAACUUAUUUGUGGGGACACGCAUGCUGCUGCAUAUGAUUAAAUAAACAUUCAAAAUAUCUAUACAAGA